GGUGACGUGGGGAGGUGGCCCUGGGGUGGCCGGGCUGGGUUGUGGCAGACAGUCCGGUUGGGGUUUCUGGCGGGGCGCUGCCGACGGCUGGGGCGCGCGCGGAGCCGGCGACGCGGGGCUGGCGCUGAGCCGUGCCGUUGGGAGAGCUCCCGGUGGGCGGCGGGGCGGUUAUUUGGCACUGACCUCUUCCCCCCCUCCCCGCCGUCGAAGGCGGUGGCGGCAGCUGAGCCGAGGAGGGCUCGUGGGGAGGGAGCCGGCUCAGGGUGCUCGCACCGGGUGCCCGUGGGGAGGAGCGGGGCGGCGCGGCUGUCGUCACCAUCGCCUGGCUGCCCUCCGGCCGCCCUCGUCGGGGAGGCUCGGCGCCCCGUUUGCCAGUGGGGUUCGUUACCGGCGGCAUGGAUGGCGGCGGGUGCUGGUGUUGGCUGUGGGGCAGUGCCAGCCCCUCUGUGCCGGAGCCUGGCAGCGGCUCCUCUUCGAGGCCUGCCCGGUUGCUUGUCAAGCCAGCUUGACCCUGCUUUGAUCCAAGGAGUUUGCAAGAAGCUGGGAUCCUACAGAUUUGGUCUGUGCCAGAGAGAAAAUGGAUACGGAGCUGGCAUCGCAGGCGGCUCUCUCUCCGACCGGCAGCUGCGUGGCAGAGGUGCUCCAGCACCAGCUGGGACACGCUGCCUGCUCUUCCCGGUUGCCUCCGGCUCUUCUCGACACCUCUAAGGACCUUCGGCAGCGCAGCCUUCUGCCCGGCGUGACACCUCUGCCGUGCCGGCGACAGGCGUUGGGCCGGGGGUGCCGGGCUUUUCCUGGAGAGCUGCAGUGGGCUCUGUCCUCGCCGGUGGGCUGCCGAGAGCCCGGCCCUGGCACCAGCCUCCCGCACAGAGCAGUGGGAAUAGAUGGGUUUUCCUUCGCUUGGGCUGUGCCCAUCGCUGCUGAGUCCCUGCGCUCCGGCUUGGAUGGGGGCUGCAAGAUGGGCUCCCCGUGCCCCCUCUGCCCGGAGGAAGAUGAUGCUCAGACGGACGGAUGGACGCACAGACCAUGGGAUGAGCCGCUAGCCCUGGUCCAGCCCCCGCCGCCCCCGCACAGCCCUCGGGGCUGGGCUGCUGCGACGCCUCAACGCUCCUCCAUGGGAAUUUGGACCGAGGCCCUGCAAACUCAUUUCCUACCAUGGAGCCGUCCUCUAAUGGGGACAGCGCUGGCUCUGGGCCACCCGGCUCGGUUGCCAAGCAUCAGAGGUUCCGUAGCUCCUCGGUGCUCACGGGGGCCAUCGCGUCCCCCCUGCUCUCAUCCCGUCUGUUCGUUCUUGAUGUCCUCCAAGAGCGGGCUGGAGCCAGGCCCCUUCUCCUCCUCGGGGCACCUCGGAGGCUCCCGGCGGAUCUGGGUCUGGCUGAGACGGUGGGUUACAAAAAAACUCCCCCUCCGGCAUGAGCACACAUCCAGGCUGCCACCCUCCUGCUGCCACCCCUGCGACUCGGCCCCCCCUUUGGAGCCCUCCUGGGGCUCUCAGCCCCCCCCAUCCCUUUGCUGUACGGUGCUAGGGCAGGAUGGAGCUGAUGGAGAAGAAGGAGCCGCAUCCCAGCAACAUGGAAUCUACUCGGAAGAGGCCGCGGGAGAACGACGGGAGCAGCCGCGGCUGCUGCAGCCCCUGCGGGUGCCCUGCUGCCGGGGGGGGUGGGUGGGGGGGGACUCGCCUCCAGGGACCCCCGCAGCUGCGGAGGGGGAGGCAGCACACCCUGUUCCUUGGCAGAGCGUAAUCCCUAAUCCUAGUGGAGAUUUCACUGUGCUGUCUCUCGGCCUUGCUUUUGGAGUGGAGUUUUACCAACAGCAGUUAAGUAAAAUAAAUAAAAAGGCCUGUGCUUGCCAGUGCUAGCGAGGCUGAGCCAGUGAUUGGCAAAGCGGCACCAUUAAUUACAGCUCGGUGCUGCUGCCAGCCUGCCUGCUUCAGGAAAGGUGGUGGCAGAGCGCCGGGGAAGCCAGAGGGAGAGGGGGAGUGCGUGGGGAAGGGGGAGACGUGGGAGGGCAGAGCGGGGGGAAACGUGGUCCCGAGUGCCGGGGGGGAUUGUGCCGCGGUGGGUGGAAGCGGCACGGAUACCCGUCUACCCGCCGAGUGCCCGUGCGUGCACGGGAGCCCACGCGUGCACGCACGUGUGCGCGCGCAUGCUUUGCGGGAAGCCGUGUUUUCGGGGGGCGAGGACUGAAGGCUGUGAUCUCAGUGAGGUUGCUCCGGCACUUUCGCCCGGCGAUGCUCACAGCGUUAAUUAGUUGGCGGAGAGGCUGUGUCGGUGCUGCUGAGGGCCGGGCAGGGGCUUGGUGCUGGGGGUUCCUCGUGCCGGGAGGACGGGCGCAGAGCGGCGAGGGUUGAGCGCGGAGGUAGCGGAGGCGGCUUUGAAGUUCCCGGAUGCCUUUGAACCGCUAGUGAAGAUCCUGGAAAUUGGAGGGUUGCAGACUCUCCUGAUGGGAAGAGCUCGUUACGGUGCUUUGUUCGUCGGCAUCACCUCUGGGCAGGCAGGGUUGUGCUCCCAUGGGAUGGAGCCCGUUUUGUGGCCGCAUGGCCGUGCCGUGCCGCCGGCCAGCCUGCUCCUCCCCAGAUGCUGUUGCUGUUCAGCAGGGAGUGAUGGCGUUCCCAUUGUGGUUCAACACCGAGGACUGCCCGGUCCUUCCUUACCCUCGUGCCCUUGUCCCGAGCCAUCCUCAUGUUAGGAAUUCUUAUGGAUCGUGUAUUUUCUACAGCCUAUUAAAAGAACACUGCCGGGUUAAAAACCGUGUCUCUCAAAACCCAAAUCUCCUUUACUUUGCUAUUAAUCGUUUUUCAGAUUAUUAAUGCCAGCGGGGUUUAGUGCCGCCUGUUUAUCACUUUUGGGGCUGGUUGGUUGUUUCUGGCUUUGCCUGGCCGGAGAGGGGCGGCCACAGCCGAGCAGAAGCGCGAUGGUCAGGAGCCGGCCCCCGCCGUGCCGGGAGGAUGGAGCUGGACCAGGUCCCUGCCGAAAUCCCCGUUCAGGCGAAGCAUCUUCAGGGAAACAACCUGUUUGUGUGGCGCGAGCGGGGCUGGUGUGAAGCAGUGCCUUUUCCCGCUGUGCCGCGGCUGCUGGCGAGGGAGAGGCGAGCCCUGGUUGGAUCCUGCCGGUUACCGGAGCCGGGAGGGAUGCGAUGGCAGCGAUGGAAAGGGACCGUGCUCUGACUGCCGAGGACGGGGAGCCCGGGAUGUCGCUUCUGCACAGUCGCUUCCCGGCUCUGUGAUGGCUCUUUAAAAGCUUUAAUUAAAAACCCACCCCCUUCCCCGUGCCCGGGCGGGGAACAAAGGCAAAUGGAAGGGGCUGGAGCGGGUGCUGCGGCAGGCGAGCGUGCCAGCCUGUGCCAGCCAUCCUCUAGAUGCCAUCCCCGUCCCCGGGGAGCAGUGCCCGCUCCCGCAGCAGCCCAACAAGGCGUUUGGGUGCGGCGGGUCCCUGGGGGCAGCCGGCAUCCCCCCCAUCCGCAGGCUUCGCCACCGGUGCCGGGAUGCAGAUGCCGGUGCCAGGCGGUUUCUUCCGCGUGGACCGAGGCCGUUUCGGAGGGGCGAUGGGGAGCGGGGCUGUGCCCUGGCACCGCGGCGAGGCUGGGCUCACCCUUGCCGGAGCACAGCGCCGGCGAUGCUGUGGGGUGUGAGGUCCUCGCCACCGUGGCGGGUGGGGGGUGACGGUGGCCCCUUCUCAAACCGCUCGGCAACUCCCGCUGGGUGACUGGGUGCCCCAGAUGUUAAAUAUCUUCUCGGGCCCAGCUUGCCGCUCAAUGAAAUAUUUUCACUGCAGCAGCAACAGCAAGCACUGCAGGGAGCGGGGCUGGUGCUGAACGAGCUGUAUCAGAUUUGAUCUGCUCUUAACGAGCCCUGGCCUUCAGGAGCAGCUACGGCACGGUGCCGGGCUCUCGGGCAGCCGCAGCGUUGGGCCCGGCAGGUUUUUUGGGGUGGGGGGAGGCUCCCCGUGGUCCAGAGCACCUGGGUCUUGCACGGUGCCGUGUUUAAAAUGCGGGAAGCCUGGGGAGGCACAGCAGUGGACUGCCUGGCCGUGCCCAUCCCUGCUGAGCUUCCCAGUAGCCGGUUGGCCCCAGCGGCAGCCAGGCAGGCAAGCUGGCCACCGGCAGGAGCCGGGCAGGAGGGAUGGACGGAUGGCGGUGCCGGAGCAUCCUUCCUUGCUGCUCCCGGGCGAGGGAAGCAAGCACCAUCUUGUGUCCCUGCCAGGCUGCAGGAGCCCCAGGAGCUCGCUGCAGAACGGCAGCGUGUCCCUGCCUGACCUCCUCCUCCUCUGCCUCCUCCUCCUCCUCCUCCUCCCAUCCCCGGCUCUCCCGGAGCAGUGGAGGGCUGUGACUCGCCGGGGGACCCCAGAUCCUUGCUGGGUGCUGGAGGAGCAUCAGUGGGGGAUGCCCAUGGGGCUCCCCGCUCUGGCUGCCCCUUGGCUCCCCGCUGCUGCUGCCAUGGGUCGGGGGGGGUCUCCUGCUGAAUUCCCCAGGGUCUCCCAGGGGUGGAAGUGGCUGCAGGAAAGUGAGGUUUUCUUUUGCCCCAGAUCUCCCUGCUUACAUCAGGGGGUCCUGCCUGGAUCCUACCCCAGGCCUGGCUGCUUCCACUGGCUCCAUCCCAGCUCCUUUCUCCCCAUGCCUGCGUGCCACUGGCGGGGGCCGACUGCCGGCACCGAGCCCCCGUGCUGCCGGGGCAGCGGGAGCCAGCGCCAGCCUGUUGCAUGAGAGCUGGGAUAUUUUUAGCUCUCUAAUGUGCCUGUUGUGGCUUCGGCGCAGGCUCCGCUGAGGCUCAGGCUCCCUCCCCGAUGAGCAGGGGGAUGCCCUGGUACCAGGGCCUCAGCCAGGGGUGAUUUGGGGGCAGGAGAUGUUCUUUGGGGACGGAGAAGAGCAUCCCCGCGUCAUGCCGAGCACUCGGCAUCCCUCACGCAGAACUGGGACGGAGGGGAGCGGGGCCCUCGGUGAUUUUGGAAAUCAACCUCUGGAAUGGCAUCCAUCCCUUGCGGCCACCCCGCCGUCCCCGGGGCUGCCCCCUCGCUGCCGCUGCCCCGGGCGCAGGCUGGCCCGGCAGAGCGAUGCCAACACACGCGCGCGGUGGCCUCGGCCUCUGUAGAGCCACGCUCUGGUCCUGCUUAAUAAGGCCACCGUGUGCAUUAUUUUAUUAAUGAGUUAUUAAAAAGCUAUCCACGGCGAUGCUGCUGCGUACCCAGCGUGGUGUCCAAGAAAUAUGUACUUUAACGAUCGCUCGCCCUGUGCCGGGCUCUCGCGGCGGGUGGGGGGGACAUGCUGUUGGGGUGCCCGUGCACCCCCAGCACAUCACCCCAGGCUCCUUCGCUGAGCAGCCGGCCUGUCCCCACGGUGCUCUGGGGCACCAGCAAUAGCUACGAGGCUUUUUAUAGCCCCGUCUGGGCAGAAGCUCUUUGGUGGCUCUUUGCCCAGGUUGUGCUUGGCCGGCUCCGGCAGGUGAGCCGAGGGCAGGGGGGGGUCGCUGCGGUGGGGGUCCGCCGGCUGCGGGGUGGGAGCCAGGUCUCUGCUCUGGUAGUUUUGGGGUAAAGUCCCCGGUCUGUGCUGCAUGCUCCCCAGCCUGGGGGCUGCCUUGGCACAGCCUGGGGGACGGGACGGGGGUCUCCGAAGGCUGUCCCCUGCCUGCAAAGUGGCGGCUGGGGACACGGACCAGCCGCGAUGGUGCUCCCACACCGGCCGGGGCUCGGUGCAGGACGCUGACCUCCCCGG
Molecule: messenger RNA, 5706 nt
Organism: Harpia harpyja (harpy eagle)
Lineage: Eukaryota; Metazoa; Chordata; Aves; Accipitriformes; Accipitridae
Source: RefSeq, a predicted model, not a curated record